GCCUCCAAGGAGGCUCUCGCCCGCGGCCUCUCCUCGGAGCUGCCCAAGCACGUGGUGGAGGAGAGCGCGGGGAUGCUGGACGGCUACAUUCCAGAGACGCCGCCGCCGCGACCGCCUCAGGCAGCGACCCUCACGCCGUCGCCACAGUCGCUGAAGAAGGCUGAUGAGCAGGAGCAGACGAAGGCGCCCACUUGCGAGGCAGCCCCGCAGCCAGCCACGCCGCAAGCUACCAGUGCGGCGGCCGCGCCGAGCUCAGGAACGCCACCGUCGAGCUCUGGAAUGCCGCCAAACAUGGCCGAGACAGACAAGACGCUGGCGCUGAGGCUCUUGCAGAAGAUCCUCGAGGGGGGCAGCGCGCCGCUGGAGAGCGACAAGCCGCAGCUGCCGCAGGAGCCCGAGCCCAGAGAUGACGCUGCUCCACCCGAGCCACCAGUAGAGCCCGCGCAGCCAGCGCCGACCAGGAGCGAGACGCCAGCCCACAAGAAACUCCACAUGAACGUCUUCGCUGGGGCCAAGAAGUUGCGUGAUCUGAAGAUCAAG
Molecule: messenger RNA, 540 nt
Organism: Prorocentrum cordatum
Lineage: Eukaryota; Dinophyceae; Prorocentrales; Prorocentraceae
Source: the annotation of a GenBank genome assembly